AUGUCUUCUCAACAUAAUCGCAAUCCUCACGAUAAUAGGGGUGGAGAAGCAGCCAACAACGAUGACCAGCACCAUCCACCUGUUCCGCGCGCGUCCACACAUGGACCACAGCUACCUCCGUCCUUUGGAGCUACUUAUCCCACACUGUACCAGCAUGCGCCCCCCAUAGAGAAUUCUCCAGCAAAUUAUCCUACAGCACACCAGUACGCGCCGAUGCAGCACCCACCGCAGCCUCAUUUCCCAAAUCCUCAUAAUUCUGCGCCUGCACCUGCGCCUGCACCUGCGCCUGUACCUGCGCCUGUACCUGCGCCUGCACCUAUCCCUAGGUACACCAACUACAAGAGAGAGCUCUUUUGCUGGCUUGCGAAUGGGGCGCAGGGUUUAGGCUAUAACAGCUACGACUGGACGAGAAACUCGUUCGCCAGUCGACUGGCCCGUGAGAUCGCAUCUCUAGAGAGAAUGGACUUGACCGAGACACAGUCCCAAAGGCUUGCAGGAUUCUAG
Pestalotiopsis fici W106-1 is the source of this 504-nucleotide messenger RNA. RefSeq lists its product as uncharacterized. Lineage: Eukaryota; Fungi; Ascomycota; Sordariomycetes; Amphisphaeriales; Sporocadaceae. The record is from RefSeq and is a predicted model, not a curated record. Bases 1 to 504 code for a protein of 167 amino acids. The transcript has 2 exons.